GCAGGGCUGUGAGCCCUGGGCUCCGACAGUGAUCACCGUUCCCUGACUGGCUGCUUGGGAGGCUGACCAUCAGUCUGACCUACCUGAACCUCUGCUUGGUUGAUGUUGGGUUUCAUCCAACUCCUACAACUGAAAGUUGUGUCAACGCGGUCCAGAAAGGCAGAAGGCAGAGCAUGCAUGAGCUCGGCCAACCUGGGACUGGACAGACGAGGAACACAAGGAAGGGCUGCAUUAUGCAUUAUUAGUUUCUCCUUCUCCUAAAACUUUUUCAGUUUUAGGAGGUGGCUGUGGAAAACUGGGAAAUGCAGAAGUUGCAACCUGCCACAGAAAUAUUUUGAUCCUUAACAAAGGCAUGAAAUUAAAACCCCUUAACCUGUCAUCCAGUGCCUCCUACUCAGCAGCCCAACAACUGGCUGGUGGCAGCAAAGGAGCAGCAUGGAGAGACGUGAUCAGAGCAUUUCACUGGCAGCCUCAGCUCCCGCCCAUGGGGAUUUUACUCUGCUUAGCCCCGGCUGCACCACCAUCGUGCCCCAUUGGUAGCACUGCUUCGGAGCCGGAACGUUCUGCACGUGGGACAUCUCCCUGCACAUGGGCUCUGAAGAGCAGUGAGGCUUUCUAAAAGCCCUGCUUUCUACCCAGCACAUCCAGCCCGUCUGCUGUGAGAACAAAGACUGGCACGUUACUGCUUCAACUUGCUCAGGGCUGAGCAUCUUCAAACAGAGCCCUCAGUGUAAGCCCAGAGCCCUGUUGCUACAGGCACAACUAGGGGCUGUGCUGCCCUGGUGCACUAACAAUGCGCUGUCACUUACACCACCGUGCUCAAGGGACACAGGUGUCAGUUAAAAGUGUUUAAAUCAAAUAUACCUGCUUUAGAAACCCUAAACGUUGAGGGAGGGGUUAAAUUCUGGGUGAAGCUUGCUCAGCAUGUACAUGGCAAGCAGAGAGGUUAGGAAAACGUAAUUUUCUGACCAAGCAUAGGUCUGGAAACACCAUGCUUCCUCUUUAGCAAAGAAAGCAGUCCAGUAGGAAAGUGUCUGCCCCUUCAGUGUCCGCUGCUACAGAAGCUCCCAUUGAGGCAAAGCAGACAGUGCUGGCUCCAGGGGAGGGCUUCUGUUUGCAGAACACAACUGCUCUGAUUACACCUAAAGCUGUGUUCUAAAUGCUAAAGCACGGGCUGACCAUGUUAAUGCUAACUUAUGAUCUUCCCAUUCACCCAUCUGGAUCCUCUUACCGAGUUUCUCAUUUGUUAACUGUUUGUUUUUGCACAGCUGCUCAGGGAUGAGGAAAGCAGAAGCCACUGCUGAACACAGGCACAGUGUCUCCUUUUGCUGUAGACUUUUGAGUAGUGAACUGCAAUUCUCUAAGCUCCCAGAUUUCACAGUACUCAGAGCUAAAGUCCUGGUGAUGGGGAGCUGAGCGACUGCAGAUGUUUGGUUUUUUUUUUGCAAGAGGUCUGUUGGAUAAGAGCCCCUGCAAGUUUGAAGAGCAAAGGAAAAAAAAGAGAAAGAAGCAUGGGAAGAAUAUGAGGGCUGCCAGAGGGAACGUCUGGAUGCUCAGGAGCUCAGCAGAGCAGUGACAGUGCGAGCCAGGGAAACUACUGGGGCACAGACCUCUUGGCGAGCAAUGGGAUCAGCCAGCCCUGUGCCACUGCAUGUACUGGAGGCAGUGGCAGCCCCAACUCCUCCAAGGCUGGAUCCUGGAGCUGCUUGGAGCAAGCAUCCAUACUGAAAAGCAUACAGAUCCCUGAGAAGCACUUGGGAUAUGUGGGGAUGUGUAUCCAUCCCUGCACCUGGAAUACACACAGCGACCAGCCAUCAAAGGGCCUGCAGAGGAAGGCUGCUACAGAAGGAAAAUCUCUGGGAAGUUUAUUUUCUAGUGUGUGGCUAAAAACAGGGAUGUACAGAGGCCCCAGGGCAAAGAGGGGAAACUGCUGCUACAGUGGGCAAGCAGGCUCAGUUCCAUUGUACACACAGGCAGGCAGAGCACCACUUCCUGAGGAAGGUGUGCCUUCCUCUUCCAUCAACACCUGCUUGCUAUGGGGCCUCCAUUCCAGGCUGACCCCAGGCAGUGCAGUGAGUCUGGAGCAGGGAGCUGUGCUCUCCCAAUGCGUGUCAUUCACUACCAGGAUCCUCUGCGUGAGCACCAAGAGGAAAUGCUCUCCUGACAAGGCUCCCUUGGCAGAGGGAUUUCCCCACAGGCCCUGUGCCGUGUCAUUCCCCAUUUGCUGUCCUAUGGCCAUGAAUUUUGUAGGAAGAAGUUACACACAUGGAUCAUUCAGAGGCACUGCCCAUCAGCAAAUAAAGGAAAAGCAAACAGGCCCUAGGGGCUCAGUCUUGUCCUGUCAGCUGGUAGCUGUUACUGGGAGCUCUCCAGCCCCAGCCCAGGCACUGCCAAAAGGGUUUUACUCGAGUUGCACUGAGCUGAUGGAGGACGAAGGGCUGUGGUGUAGAGCUCUGCGGGCUGUGAUUGAUGAACGCUCAGAUCCAGCCCUCUCCUCCCUACCAGCUCCGCUCCCCAAGAGGCCUGCAGCACACUCAAUGCACGGCCAGCAUUCAGUCCACAGAAAUGACUGCUUGAACUCCAGUCUGGAAACAGGGGUAGUCCUUCGUGAUCUGCAGCAUCACACAGUGCCCCACCAGCCACGUGGCCAUCAGCUAUCCUGGCAGUGCUGGCCCUUUGUGCUGCCCGUCUGCUCUCUGCCUUUGUUUCUCCUGGGCUGUAGCAGCCUACAGCCCAAGCGGAUCUGUGGGCAGCCAUUCCAUUGGGCACACCAUGUGGCACAUGGCAGGACAGAAUGGCAGCCUGGGUUCCUUCCAGCUGCCACCAGCCAGCUCUCAGCAGCAGCUCAGCAGCUUCCAUUCCCUUUUUCUUUCCCUGUCUUUUUUCCUGAACAAAUUCCCUUUUGUGCCCAGACCUCCCUGCAGACAGGUCCACAGGGCUGGCAUGAUGCAUUGUGCAGGGAUUCCAGAGGUGAGUCCUGGCUGCAGCAGUGGAGCUUCAGUUGCCCUGCUGGUGCCCAGCAAGCCAGGCUCCUCUGGUCAGUGCUGAUGGGGUUCCCAAUUCAGGCAUGGUCCCAUGCUGCAGCCACUCGGGGGGGACUGGGUCUGAAGGUUUGCAGUGCUCUUGCUAUUGGUGCAGAGGGCAUUUGGCUUUAUUAGCCCAGCCCCACACAAGUGGCAUUUUCCCAUACAGGAGUGGGCUACUGUUCAGAUGAAACCAGCAAGCAGAAAUGCAAAGCCCACGUGCUCAGGAGCACAGUCUCACUGAAGCCUGGCACACCUGGUGUCCCCCAGUUGGAGCUGUUGAAGCUCUCAGCUCCAGCUCAGUCUGUGAGCUCUGCAGCGGGGUGCCAGGGCUCUGCCUGCAGAGAAAGGCAGAGCUAUGUGAGCCCCAGGGCCGGCCUCGGCCACUGAGUUGUGAGUUAAGGAGUAACCAGAGC
This is a messenger RNA of Coturnix japonica (Japanese quail), 3439 nucleotides long. Lineage: Eukaryota; Metazoa; Chordata; Aves; Galliformes; Phasianidae. The record is from RefSeq and is a predicted model, not a curated record.